UAAUGAGCUCAGCGGUCGGAGAGUGGAGUUGAUGUGACUCGGGCCGUGAACGCACCCCGCCUGCCUGCUCUCUAGUUACAGUAUGGCGGCUGGGACUUGUGGAGGAGGACAACUUCUUCUAGAUUCCUUCCCGAAAACAGUGGGAAGGCAACGACUUUAACUUAACAAAUAUAUUGGAAAACACGGACGACGACGGCGCAACUUGUGGCUUUAACGGAGUUUUUUCCUGGAUGAUAAUCGGGCUGGUGUGUGAUGCGUGAGGAGGACCCGCAGUCAAGAAACUCCCCUGAUUUUUCCGCGUCUGACUGUCAGUUAGCCGGCUAGCUGCUCAGUUAGCUCACCACCUUAAUGCUAACGUUCGCUUGCAGGGCUCCGUAGUAGCCAAAAGACGGGCUAGCUUGCUGCUUAUAUUUGCUCCAGGAGACAGGGAUGGCAUUUCGCCUCCAUCCGGGGAGUCUUGUUGAAUCGAAGAGGGAAGGCAGUGCAGCCCGGGCUGUGCACAGUGGACAAUGUUUAUUAGUUAGUGCCUAGGAACUUAGAGGACUAACAGUUCGGCCUACAUAUAGGCCACAGAUAUUGUACAUUUAUCCAUUGGGGAUUGCAACAGAAGACUGCCAAUCUGGAUCAAGAAAACCUGUCCCUCGUGUCUGGUUGGAGUAACACUCUAAAGCCAAAGUCAAUGCCUUCAGCGUUGGCUGUGUUCGCCUGCCGACCAAACUCACAUCCAUUCCAGGAGCGGCAUGUGUACCUGGAUGAGCCAGUCAAGAUCGGCAGGUCUGUGGCUCGGUGUCGGCCGGCCCAGAACAACGCCACCUUCGACUGCAAGGUGCUGUCCAGAAAUCAUGCCCUGGUUUGGUUCGACCACAAGACCGGCAAGUUCUUCCUGCAGGACACUAAAAGCAGCAACGGGACGUUCAUCAACAGCCAGAGGUUGAGUCGCGGCUCGGAGGAGAGUCUGCCCUGCGAGGUUCUCUCAGGAGACAUCAUCCAGUUCGGCGUCGACGUCACUGAGAACACACGAAAAGUCACCCAUGGCUGUAUCGUGUCAACACUCAAACUCUUCCUACCUGAUGGGAUGGAGGCACGGCGACGAAGCGAUGUCAUCCAGGCUCCGUUACCACUACCUGUAGACAAGGUUGCAGCCAACACUCCCAGUAUGUAUUCUCAGGAACUGUUCCAGCUCUCCCAGUAUCUACAGGAGGCCUUACACAGAGAACAGAUGUUGGAGCAGAAGCUCGCCACUCUGCAGCGUCUGUUAGCCAACACACAGGAGGCCUCGGAGAGCAGCUGGCAGGCUCUGAUUGAUGAAGACCGCCUGCUCUCCAGACUGGAGGUGAUGGGCAGUCAGCUGCAGGCUUACUCUAAGUCCCAGCCGGAGGAAGGGAUCCGUAAGGAGCUCCUGGCUCUCCAGGAGGACAAACACAACUACGAAACGACGGCCAAGGAGUCUCUGAGGAGAGUCCUGCAGGAGAAGAUCGAGGUGGUCAGGAAGCUGUCAGAGGUGGAGCGCUCGCUCAGUAACACGGAGGACGAGUGCACCCACCUGAAGGAGAUGUCCGAGCGGGGCCAGGAGGAGCUGAGGGAGCUCGCCAACAAGUACAACGCCGCCGUCAACGAGAUCAAAGAGCUCACGGAAAAAAUUAAGGAGGCGGAGGGCCGGCAGGAGGAGCUGACCCAGCGGGGGGCGACGGAGAAGAGGGAGUUGGAGCUGCGGAUCGAGGAGAUGGAGGAGAAGGAGCAGGUUCUCCAGGCUCGCAUCGAAGCUCUGCAGGCCGACAACGACUUCACCAACGAGAGGCUGGCCGCCCUGCAGGUGCGGUUAGAACAGCUACAAGAGAAAAGCAUAAAAGAAAACAACAGCCUGGAUGUGGACAUUGUCUCCCACGGACCAGUAGAGGAGGCUGUGGAGGAGAAACAGAGCCUGCAGACCCCUGAGAGCCAGGAGGAAGACGAGGAUGAUGAUGGGGACACUGACACCGAUGAUGGUGCAUUUGGUGAAGAUGAAGAUGCUGAUGACAACUGUCAUGUUAACAACAGCGGAGGAGACUCGACUAGAAUCCAACAGUUGAUUGAAUGUCCGCCAGUCAAACAGCUGAAGGAGGCUGUAUGUUCUUCCAUCCACAAACUGGCCAACUUUGAUGAAGUGAUGGAUGCCCACCUACAGAACAACCAGUCGGGAGAAGACGACAUCCUGGCCAGCCCUGACCGACUCAAAGAGAACCAGACUGAUGGCAAAGAGUCCGACAUGUCAGACACUCUGAGUCCCAGCAAAGACCGCAGCAGUGACGACACGUCAGACGGCAACAUGGACGACCAGGAGCUGAUUGAACCUCAGAACAGAGGAGCGCUGCUCAAAGCUGAGUUGAAUCGGGCCGGGCUAGAGCCUGGAGACACAGAGCAGGUCAUCCACCACCUCCACAGAGAGCUUCUGGACGCCCAGGAACUAGCCAACACCGGCAAGCAGAGAUGUCUGGAGCUACAAGCUCUGCUGGAGGAGGAGACGAGGAGUAACUCUAGGCAGACUGAAGAGUCCACCAAACAGAUCCAGUACCUGCAGACUCAGCUCGGGAAGCUGCAGGCCGACAUGGAGGGGCUGAGGGAGCAGAGGGAGAGCACCAUCUGCACCACCCGAGAGGAGCUCUACUGCGCCCAGGAGGAGAUUAUUGUCCUCCGGCACGCCAUGGAGACGGCGACGACGGAGCGUGAGCGGGAGAUCAGCGCCCUGCAGGCCGACCUGGGCAGCGUGCGCUCUGAGCUGGAGCGCUGGAGGGACACGGCCGGGAGGUACGAGGGGGAGAUCAGCCGGCUGCAGGAGGCCUUCACACAGCAGCAGCAGCAGCAGAGCUCCGCCACACAGCUGCAGGCGGAAUGUGUUACGUUGAAGCAGCAGUGUGUGUGUUUGCAGCAGGACUGUGACGGCCUGAAAGGGGAACGGAAAGCUCUUACAGACAAACUGCACCGCCUGGAGACUGAGCUGAGCAGCACCAGGGAGCAGAGCCAGGUCCUCAGCAGCAGUCUGGAGUCUCUGGAGAAGAGGGAGGGGGUUCUGCAGGACAAACUGGGUUCUCUGGAGAACCAACACCUGCAGGACGCAAGCAAGCUGAAGAGCCAGCUGGACCAGGCCCAGGCCCACACACACACACUGCAGAGAGAGUAUGAAGACACACAGUCCCAGCUGUUGGACCUCCGUCAGCGCUACGAGAGGACAGAGAAGGAGAAGGUGAACAUCCACCAGGAGCUGGAGCAGUGCAAGAGCAGCCUGAAGCUGCUGCAGGACAAGACCAGCUCCGUGAGUACACACACAGACACACACACACACACAGACCCACACACACACACACAGACCCACACACACACACAGACCCACACACACACAACAGAUAAGGAUUCAUAA
Gymnodraco acuticeps is the source of this 3394-nucleotide messenger RNA. RefSeq names its product sarcolemma associated protein a (gene slmapa). The transcript is spliced from 26 exons. NCBI's taxonomy places the organism in Eukaryota, Metazoa, Chordata, Actinopteri, Perciformes, Bathydraconidae. Gene Ontology annotation, molecular function: protein binding. The record is from RefSeq and is a predicted model, not a curated record. The coding region runs from base 680 to 3394 and encodes 904 amino acids.